UGCAUGUCAGUUAGUUAGAUUUUUAUCAAGAUAUUCCCUCUCACUGCUUAUGGAACUCUUUCAUCACUUCCAAAUGCUCCCUCCCCACAUAAUUCUUUCUUUUUGAGAGACUAGACAAGAAAUUAAAAGAAAAGACAGUCAGAAUUAAUGGAGAAUUCAAAUUCUAAUUCCAGAAAACCACCAAAGAAUGGGAAUAGGAUGAUUUUGGAGAGAGGGGUAGUUGGGUUGGGCAUAGUAGCAGCCAUGAACUCCACUGAUGUUGUUGUCUCCUCUGCUAAAGCUGCUGCUAACUUUCGUGGAACCACAACCUAUGACUAUGGCAUUUUCUAUGCUUCCCCUCUCAACAAUACUGGAACCCGCUUCCCUCAUUUUCUCAAUUCCUGCAAUCUUUGCGACAAACAUCUUCAUGGGGUUGACAUCUUCAUUUACAGAGGCGAGAAAGCGUUUUGUAGUGCAGAAUGCCGUGAGACACACAUUAGCAUUAGCAACGAUGAUCACCAAGACGUAGUCAAGUGCAGAUCUCGUGUUGUAGAGCACAAUCCUGUCACACUCACAUCUUCUAUUCUUGCUGCAGCAUGAACCUACACAAUCCUGUCAUUUUAUUAUUAAAGGAUGAAAGAAUUAGCUAGCGCCAUCAAUCUCAAUAAAGAUGUUUAUCCCCAUGACUUAAUUUGGUACUACCUAGCUCGCCACAGGGGAGAGUUGCGACGAAAAUCGAAGCAAGUGUAGUGAAGUAGAUUGUUUGAUCUCUAAUGAAUGGAACAUUAUAAAACAUACAUAGAUUUCCUUUCUUCACGCAAUAUAUAUAAAUUGCAACCAAGUUCAUAUUCUCGUGCA
Messenger RNA from Glycine soja, 837 nucleotides. Its product is annotated as FCS-Like Zinc finger 1-like. The record is from RefSeq and is a predicted model, not a curated record. Bases 148 to 579 code for a protein of 143 amino acids. The transcript has 2 exons. NCBI's taxonomy places the organism in Eukaryota, Viridiplantae, Streptophyta, Magnoliopsida, Fabales, Fabaceae.